Messenger RNA from Lagenorhynchus albirostris (white-beaked dolphin), 4240 nucleotides. It is a transcript of the gene WHAMM, whose product is annotated as WASP homolog associated with actin, golgi membranes and microtubules. Gene Ontology annotation, biological process: Arp2/3 complex-mediated actin nucleation; endoplasmic reticulum to Golgi vesicle-mediated transport. Gene Ontology annotation, molecular function: actin binding; Arp2/3 complex binding. The transcript is spliced from 12 exons. Bases 1784 to 3760 code for a protein of 658 amino acids. Gene Ontology annotation, cellular component: cytoplasm; endoplasmic reticulum-Golgi intermediate compartment membrane. The record is from RefSeq and is a predicted model, not a curated record. Lineage: Eukaryota; Metazoa; Chordata; Mammalia; Artiodactyla; Delphinidae.
GGGCUCUAGGCACGCAGUCUUAGUAGUUGUGGCUCAUGGGCUCUAGAGCGCAGGCUCAGUAGUUGUGGCGCACAGGCUUAGUUGCUCCAUGGCAUGUGGGAUUUUCCCAGACCAGGGCUCAAACCCGUGUCCUUUCAUUGACAGGCGGAUUCUCAACCACUGUGCCACCAGGGAAGCCCACAAACUGUUACCUUGCAUUUAGAUUCAUUAAGCGUUGGUUGCCAUGAAGCAAGCAUAUGCAAGAGUUCAAAUCUCUUAAAGCUUGAAGUUAUAAAAGUAAUAGAUUACCAUUCCCUCAAUAUCUUGACAUGCUAGAGGACAGUGUUUUAAAAGCUGGACUUGUCAUGUUCUUCUGGAGACUAAGAAAUUAGAGUCCUUGAAGUCAAGCUGACUCUGCUUUUAGCCUCCUAAAUGAAAAGGUAGAUAGAACAGGUCUUGUUUGCAAACUGAAUUCAAGACCUACUUAUCUACCAACAGCAGUUAUACACUUUCUAUUGUCUUACUAUAGAAAAUAGGAGUAGUGAAUUUACAGAUGAGUCAGGGUGAAGAAAGACAUAGUGAACCCAUGAGAAUCUUACUCUAAUUGAUAGGAAGGUGACUAGAAGUUGGAGAAGUUGGUUAGGAAAGUGGAGGAGAGGACCUUUCCUGUAGUACAGUCUUCAUAGGGUCCAGGAAGUCUUUUUUUUUAAUUAAUUAAUUAACUUUUGGCUGCGUUGAGUCUUCAUUGCUGCAUGCAGGCUUUCUCUAGUUGCAGCGAGUGAGGGCUCCUCUUUGUUGUGGUGUAUGGGCUUCUCAUUGCGGUGGGUUCUCUUGUUGAGGAGCACGGGCUCUAGGUGUGCAAGCUUCAGUAAUGGUGGCACACGGGCUCAGUAGUGGCGCACGGGCUCAGUUGCUCCGUGGCACGUGGGAUCUUCCCAGACCAGGGCUCGAACCCUUGUCCCCUGCAUUGGCAGGCGGAUUCUUAACCACUGUGCCGCCAGGGAAGCCCCAGGAAGUCUUCUGGUAGCUAAACCUUGGAUAGAGACCAGCCUAGUCUCAUUUACAGAAUGCCACAUCAUGGUGAAUUGUGCUGGGGGCAGCUGCCAUUGUGUGAGCCACGUAAGAUUUUAACACAUUUUGGAGGAUGAGAAGAGCAAAUUGAUGACCAAGCACAUGCUUCAGAAAUUACUUUAUUGCAUGUGUACAAGUGAUUGCAUAUUGUUUGAAUCAGCAGGAAGUCAAUUAUUAAACAUACACUUUUCCAAAUAAAAGGCAAUUUAAUUUUACCAGAAACCAGUGUCAUUUUGUAUCCGAAGUCUGUAACCAGCUUUACAAUCUCAUCUAAUAAAGGUGCCUUAAAUUCUGAGUAUGUUGAAUUAUUAAACCCGUGUUACUUUACACCAGGAUUCUGUGGUGGUUUUACAUAUUCUCUUUGCCCUUUGUUAAGGUGGGGAAGCCAAAGAUUAUGUUAAUAACUUGCUCAAGAGUUAUAAAGUGAUAUAGGUAAAGCUAAGAAAAGAACAGAUUUUGGUAUCUUUUGCCCAGUAUGAGGGAUUGUGGCUACAAUGGUCUGAUUUUUUUUUAAAAAAUCUUUUUCUGUUUUGUUUUUUAACAGAUUUAUCAGCAGGUUGCAGGUGAACAUGGCCUUGAGGUCUUCUGCUAUAGUUUGAACAAGCCCUGCCAGCCCUCACAUGGAGAGCAGUGAGAGGCCGAAGAGCAGUGGCUGGAUGAAACAAGUAUUUGGUGUGCACGUGUUAGCCCUUGGGGUUUGAGUGAUGAACAUGACAGAUACUGUCCUGCCUUCAUGGAAUUAGGUGUUACAAAGAUCAUUUCAAAAUUAAAGAGCCCAGGUGGGUCUCCUGGUUCCUCCAGUACAGGAAGCUCACGCCUGCCCAGGGGCCAGGUGCUGCCUCCAUCCACUGUCUCAGGCCUCAACCCUUCCCACGCAUCAGGUCUCAGUUCAGACAUCUACUCUUCCAAAGUGCUUCAAGGGCAUGAAAAAGCCAACACCAUGGUAGCAUUAAUGAAAGUGUAUCGAGAGGAAGAUGAAGCAUACCAGGAAUUAGUUACUGCUGCAACCAUGUUCUUCCAGUAUUUACUGCAGCCAUUCAGGGAUAUGCGAGAACUUGCAACUUCAUGUAAGCUUGCUAUUUUGAAGUCCUUGGAUGAGGAUGGUCUGGGUCCUAAAAGGAUAGUUGCCCUGCAGAAGGAAGCCCAAGAAUGGACCAGACGGGCUGAAGAAGCUAUAGUCUCGAUUCAAGAUAUUACAGUGAAUUAUUUUGAAAAAACAGUAGAAGCAUUAGCAGGAAUGCAGAAACAAAUGGCACAGGAUGAGAAGAGAUUUGGCCAGGCUGCCUGGGCCACAGCAACUCCCAGGUUAGAAAAACUCAAGCUGAUGUUAGCUCGGGAGACUCUGCAACUCAUGAGAGCCAAAGAGUUGUGUUUCAGUCACAAAAGAGCUGAAAUUCAGGGAAAGAUAGAAGAUCUUCCAGAACAAGAAAAAAAAAUAAAUGUUGUAGACGAAUUAGAAAUACAAUAUUAUGAAGUUCAGUUAGAACUAUACGAGGUUAAAUUUGAGAUAUUAAAAUAUGAAGAAAUACUGCUUGUUACACAGUUGGACUCUAUUAAAAGACUUAUAAAAGAUAAACAGGAUGAAGUUAUCUAUUAUGAUCCGUGUGAAAAUCCAGAGGAACUUAAAGUCAUGGAUCAUGUAAUGGGGCUGCAGGAUGAUAAGAAUCUGGAGGUGAAGGAACUCAGCCGGCAGUGCCAGCAGCUGGAAUCUAAACGGGGCAGGAUCUGUGCCAGAAGAGCCCGUCUCAGGAACAGAAAGGAUCAAUGCAAAGAAAAUCAUCGACUCAGAUUGCAGCAGGCUGAAGAAAGCAUAAAAUAUUUUCAUCAGCAUCAUAGCGUUCAGAGGAAAAGAGACCAGAAAAAAGAGGAGGAGCAAAAGAAAAAAGAAUGGAUAAACCAAGAGCGCCAAAAAACACUCCAACGAUUGAGAGCAUUUAAAGAGAGAUGUCCAGGUCGCUCUGUCCUGAAGAGCUCUCGCUCGCACCCUGUGGCUGCACACCUGCCGAGUGGACCUCCCCGGCAGACGUCCCCGCCGACUUCUCAGAUGACGGCGGUGAUCCAUCCGUCCUCUAGGAAAACCAGAAGCGCUCCCUUAGCCGAAGUUAGUAACGUGAGAACCCCUGAGCAUGAAGACUGUGCUAGAAACAUCCCUGUUCAGACGUUUGUUCCAGUUGGUGCCCAUACACACUGCAGAUCAAGUGAGGAGUUGUCACUGCCGCCACCUCCGCCACCGCCACCGCCACCGCCACCACCACCACCACCGCCCCUCCCUGCUCCGCCCUUUUCUUCUCAAUCUGCAAAUCAUCGGAAUUUACACUUCAGGACUUCAGCGAAAGAUGAUCAGCCGCUUCCUCUAGUGUGCGAAUCGCCCGCUGAGAGCCCGUGUGGUUCCUCAGACAGUCUUAGCUGCCCAGGGUCGAUGGAUGAAGUGCUGGCCUCCUUAAGGCAUAACAGGGCCCCUCUCCAGAAGGCGCAAGCGCCCACUUUGUCCCCUCCCCGUGCCUCAGUCAAUGAGCACAUUCUGGCUGCCAUAAGGCAAGGGGUCAAACUGAAGAAAGUUCACCCUGACCUUGGCCCGAGCCCCAGCAAUAAACCCACCAGCGACCUGGAGAGAAGCAUCAAGGCGGCGCUCCAGAGAAUUAAGAGAGUAUCUGCUGACUCGGAGGACGACGAUCGUGAUGAGCAGAACCCCGGCGAGUGGGACCGUUAGCCUCUUCGCCAAGGCCCAAGGCUCGUUCUGGAAAAGGAUGUGCAUGGGGUGCUGGUAGACUGGCCACAUAACACCCCGAAAGAUCAGCAGGGCUGGGUGUGUGACGUUGCAGCUUUAUUUAACGCUGCAGCUCUUAAAGUCAGAGAAGGAAGGAGAGACGUGGUGCCUUUCACGCAUCUAAGAGCGCACGGUGAGCACUGCUGGCAUAAGAAAAUGGUAGUUAUUGUUCACCACGGAUAAUCUAGAAUCAUUCCCUUAUUCUGAAAAACGUUUACACUGCUAUGGUAAACAGCACUACUGACCGUUCCUCCCGAGUGUGUGUAGUGGUUUCCUGGGAUUGAAAGGUUUGAAUGUGAACAUUAUCUUAACAAUAAUCCGAAUAAGUUGCUUAUAAGCAGGAAUUAUUUUAAAUAUUUUAAAGGAAAUGUAUUUCAUGUAUCAGGCAGUAUAUAAACUCAUAAUAAAGAACUAUUUAUAAUG